AUGGCGGGAGGGGAGCCGGGCGAGCCGAACCCGGAGGAGUUCGUGUAUGGCGAGGAGGACUUCGUGCUGCAGGCAGCCGGCUGGGGCGACCCGGACUCCGCGCCCUCCCGGUUCGACCGGGUACUGCUGGCGGGCUGGAGCGACCGUAUGGAGCGGGGACUGUUCCGGUACCGGCUGGGACCGCUGCCCACCCGCGUCCUGCCCGGCCCCGUGCGCCUCGUGGCGCAGCUGAACGAGCAGCGCAGCGCGGAGCGCCGCCCGCCGCAGCCCGUCCGCAGCCUCCGGGAUCCCUUCGACCCCGGCGCCUUCAACUUCACCCGGCUGCGCCCCGCCGAGCUGCUGUUCCGCUUACGCCGCACCGGAGGCCCGGGAUCGCCACCCGACCCGCUGCUGGUGGCCAUCAACGCCAGCCCGUUGGAGCGGGGACACGUCCUGCUGCUGCCGGAGCCGGCGCGGCGGCUGCCGCAGAUGCUGACGGUCCCGGCGCUGCGCGGAGCGCUGGAGGCGGCGCUGCUCAGCGCCCACCCCGGAUUCCGCGUGGGCUUCAACGGGCUGGGCGGCGGCGCCUCGGUGAACCACCUGCACCUGCACGGACUCUACCUGGACCGGUCGCUGCCGCUGGAGGAGGCGCCGGCCGAGCCUCUGGGGCCGCGCCUGGGGCUGCUCCGCGCCGGACCGGCCCCCGCCUUCCUCUUCUUCGCCCCCGGCCCCGCGGCGCUGGAGCCGGUGUCGCGGGCCGUGUGCCGGGCGGCGGAGCACCUGGGCGGUGUCGGGCUGGCCUGCAACGUGCUGGCCACGCGGGGAGCCCCGCCGGCGGGGCCGGGGGCCGGGGGCGGCCGCGGGCUGCGGGUGCUGCUGUGGGCUCGCCGGCCCCUCUUUGGCCCCAAGGCGGGUGAGCCCUUCGCCGUGGCGUUGUGCGAGCUGGCGGGGCUGCUGCCGCUGCCCGCCGAGCCGCUCUACCGGGACAUCACCGAGGUGCAGGCCCUGAGCGCCAUCCGCCAGCACCUGCUGCCCGAGCCCGAACUGCUGCACCUGGGCUCGGAGCUGGCGCGGCUGCUGGAGAACUGA
This is a messenger RNA of Pseudopodoces humilis (Tibetan ground-tit), 1068 nucleotides long. RefSeq names its product GDP-D-glucose phosphorylase 1 (gene GDPGP1). Gene Ontology annotation, biological process: glucose metabolic process. Gene Ontology annotation, cellular component: cytoplasm. NCBI's taxonomy places the organism in Eukaryota, Metazoa, Chordata, Aves, Passeriformes, Paridae. The record is from RefSeq and is a predicted model, not a curated record. Gene Ontology annotation, molecular function: GDP-D-glucose phosphorylase activity.